AUGGCCGAACAAGCUAGUUCCGCGUUUGGUAACGCGUCUUCUAUUAGUACCAGGUUAGUAAAUAAAUUAUAUUUUUAUAUUCAUAUUACUGUAAAAUAAAUUGAAAUUGUCUACAGGAGGGGAAAUAUAGAAGGAAAUACUAGAUCUAGAACUGGUUCUCGUAAAGAUAAUAAAAAAAGUACAAAUAUUCAAGAAGAUACUACAUCAAAUUUAGAUAAUACUGCAACAUCGUAAGUCCUAAAGUUGUUUUUCAUUAAAAUAAUAAGUAAAAUAGAAUUAAUUUUAAAAUGUUUUUUCAUGUUAUUUGCCUGCGCUGUAUGCCUUUCAGAUCUGUGAGUGAAUCUACUGCAUCUGUUCCAAGUAACCGUAAAAAUAAAUCAAACACUAGAACAACUCGAACCAGUACUUCUAAUUCAUUAACAGUAAGUUAACCUGUUGUUUUUAUAAAAAAGUGAUAAUAUUUUUUAAUAAUUAAAUUUAAAUGCUUGUAAGUGAUUUUAAAGUAUAUAAAUAAAGUUUAAUAUAGAUUUGAUAUCUAUACGCAGUUAUAAAAAUAUACUAUCUUGUAAAUUUAUUUUAACGCUGUGUCUAUACGUCUGACAAUGGUCGGUAUGAUAAGGAACACCUCACCAGAAAAAAAAAUACAUAUUAUUCACACAAUGGGUGGACCAUUGUUGUAGGUAAAAAGUUGGGAAAGUAGAAUGUAGAAGAAAAUAUUGUGUUUUUAUAUAUACAACAAUUCAUUGCUAACAAAAAAAACUAUUUUGAGUGGAUUUUGGUUAUACAUGUUUUAGAGGCCUGUCUAGUGGUCGGUCUAAUGAUUUUAUUCACAAAGUACGUAUCUAUCGAAUAAAUAUUACGCAAAGAACUAGCAAAAUUAUAAUAUUAUUGAUCUCAAAUAUUAUGAAAAUUAUACUAAAAUAUAACUAACAAUAGUAUAAUACAUUAUUAUUUAUACAUAGGUACUCAGUUUUGUUAAUUACGUAUUAAAAUUAAAUUAAAAAAUAUAAAUUUUCUAAUUAAUAAGAAACUGCACCUUUAUGCCACAAUUUUUUUUUUUUUAAUAUCAAAAAUGCUUUUUGUAAUAACCUUGUAUAUUUAAAUCAUGGUUCUAAUUGUAUUGGUUUUACUGACCAUAGUCUGACACAUAUUAUGAAACCAUGGUUAGGCGUAUAGAUAUAGCGUUAUUUCAAAUGUCAUUAUUUUUAUUAUAACUAUUUUUUCUAUUAAAUAUGACCUAUCAAUUUUUGAUGAUCCGAUGUCAAAUUAAUAUAUAUAUUUGAAUGUUCUUAAAUCUACGAGUACUUAUUAGUACCUAUAAAAAUAUUUAAAAAAUGUGUACUAUUCUGUUAUCUUCACUACUGAUAUAUUUCCAAAACUAUCUGCUAUAAUAAAUUGUUAUGUUCCUUUACUUAUUAUUUAUAUUAUUAUAUUAUUUCAUUGUUUAUUAUUCAUAAAAAUACUUUUUCAAUUUAAUAAUUCUGUGGUUGGAUUUUUUUCCGGGAUUUCGUGUCUAUACGCCUAUGUAUAAUAACAAGAGUCGGUAAAUCAUUAUUUUUUCUUAACUUUUUGAUGUAUGGAAAUCAUUUUUCACAUUACUUAUCAUCAAACUAUACAUAAUUUUAUAAACAGUACUAAUUUUACAAAAACCUGGAAAUUAUUUCACUGAACCCGUAGUCCAUAGAUUUAUAUGUAAAACCAGAGUAUCUGGAUGAAACCCAGAGAGGCGACAACCUUAAUGACAAUGGACGUUUGCUACAUACAUUUUUUUUUUUAAAUUAAAUAAUAUAUCCGUAUGUGUGUUAACUUUUUUAUUAAAAUGCAGCAAUUAUGGUAAUAGAAUUGAUUAUAGCAGCUAUUUUUGGAAAUAUUUUGGUAGUCAAUAUAAGUUAGUAUCAACAAUUUUAAAAAGCUUUCAUGUUUAUUAAUUAAAAAAUGAAUAGAUGCAUUUUUUAAAUUUUUACAAUCAAUAAUGUUUGUAUUUAUAGCACAAAGAACCCGGUCCAAGUAGAAAAUCAACAUCAGUGAAAUCACCUAAAUUAAGUAAGUCUAUUUUUAAAUUUAUUUUCUGCCUACCUACAUAAUUUAAAUGUAGAGUAAUUCUACCAGUCUUUGACAAUUUAACAGUAGAGUAUUUGGAUACAUUUAUUUUAUUGUAACAUUUAUAACCUCAUAAAUCUUUUAGAGAAGAGUAAGUGUGGCAAGCUGUGAGAGCAUUGUAAAAUAAAUAAAAUUUUGUAGGUCCAGAUAAUGUAUUAGUGAAUGUGUUGAAAAUGAUAGUAGAGCUAGACAAAGAUCUUUUCAAUAAGGUGGUUGUAAAGGGAAAACUUCAGACAAGUGAAAGAAGGAAUGAAAGAUAUACCAGAGUGUGGAAAAUAUAAAGGAAUAAAAUUGAUUAUUAUAAAGAAAAUAUAUAUGGUAAUAAAUUAUAGAAAAUAGAGUUAAAGGUGAGACAUCAAUACCUAAGAACCAGUUUGGUGUUCUAUAUCAGGAAUAUCGACAAUAGAACCUGUGUUUGAUAUGAGAUAGAUUGUAGAAAAAUCCAGAGAGAAGAUAAAAAACUGAUGUAUGGUUUUUAUAGAUUUAGAGAAGACAUAUAAAAGACUGCUGAGAGAGUUUCUAAUCUGGACGUUAAUGAGGAAAGGAGUUCUGAGAUUGUAUAUUAGUUUGAUGAAGAUAGUAAUGAAGGUUUAAAUAUGAGUGUAAGAAGUGUGAAAGGAAUAACAGAAGAUUUUGGUGUUUUUAGUAGGUGUAUCUGGUAGGUCUUGAGUCCUUGCUUUUUAUAUACAAAGUGUGUUGUCAUGGUGCAUAUUUGCAGAAAAUAUAUUUUUGAUACCGAAAAAUCUAAAAAAAAUUAACAAUGGUCUUGAUAAAUGGAGCACUUGAAAGAAAGAGACAAAAGAUAAGUAGAAAUUCAGAUUAUGAGUUUCUUAGUGGGCCAUGUAGACCCAUCGCUGCCACCACUAUAAUAUUCACAUCCUUUAAUUGCAUAUUUGCAUAGAUCAUUACUACAUCCUUCCAUCUUGUUUGGGGCCUUCCUAUAGGUCUUUUACCUACAAAUUCUGUCUUCUGUGACUCAUUUUAAAGUUUUUCCAUCUGCCCUCAAAACAUGUCCAGCUCAUUCUAUCCUCUUGCUUUUACUGUACGAUAAUAUAUUUGAUCUUCCAUACAUACUUAGCAAGUCAUUAUUAUAUUUCUUUCAUACAUUCUCAUUUCUAUAUUAUAUUCUGGGCCAAAUAUUUUUCUGAGCACUUUCCUCUCAGUUGUGUACUUAAUUUAUUGUUGUCACCUUUUGUAGUAGCCCACGUCCCACAGCCAUAUGUCAACACUGGUCUCAAGUAACUUGUAUAUAAAGAUUCUCUAGAUCCUAUAUGAUAUAAAACAUGCAAUUUACAGCUUCAUUAUUAAGGGGAUUAAAAAAAAAAAAAAAAAGUUUUGUAUAUUUUUUUAAAGUUCAUAAAUAAAAUUGUGAAUUAUUUUAUUAUGUACAUACAUAUAUAUUUUUUAGUAUUAGAUAUUUUGGUCUAUAAAAUAAUUGUUAAGUAAAAAUGUAUAUUUAUAUAUUUUUUUAAAUUUAUAAUAGAAAAACAAAAAGGGUCUCCUACUGAAAAUAGAUAUCCACUGCGUAGUAAAUCAAAAGUGUCUACACGCGCUGAAGAAAACAUAACAAACGAAAUUUCUACUCAAGAAAUAGAACCUUCACCAAAUAAACGUCCAAAAUUAGAACUUCCUACGCUGGGUAUGUUCAGACUUAAUGUUAUAAUUUUUUUUUAUUAUAAAUGCAUAUUUAUUUUAUUUGGUGUUUGAUAAUAUUUAUAAAACAUUUGUAUUUUGUUUAAUUUAAAUAUCUGAAUAUUUCAUUAUUUUAAGGUGCGUCUUCAAGUCAAAGUAAGAACAGGGCGGAAAAUAAUUUACGCGCGUCUUUACCGCUGCGUAGGAAACGCGGAAGACCAACAACGGGGUCUUGUGCUAGUAGCAGGUAAUAAUAUAUUAUUUUACAUUUGUAUCAAUUAAAUAUUUAUAAUCAAGGCUUAGAUUUUAUAGCACCAAAAUAACUGAUAUAUGCAUUAUAAUAUGACCUAAGAAAUCUUAAAAUAAGCUAUAAAAUUCCAUAAAAACCUGAAAAAUGGCUAAAAAAAAAAUAAUUUUUCUUUGAAUAUAACUGAAAAAAGUUGUAAAUGUAAAUUGUUUGAUGAGUCAAUAAGCUGAGCUACUUAAAAAUAAGAUAAUUUGAAAUUAAAAUUUAGGUAUUUUUCUUAUGGAUUCAUAUAAAUGAAAGAUUUUUUCUACUAUUUAUAAAAAAUACAAAAUAAAUCAUUAUAUUAUGCAUACUAGUGAAAAAUAGCAUUAUAAAAUUUCAUAUUUGGAGUCCUUGGCACAUAAAACAAAUAUAAAGCUCACUGCUAUUUUUAUCUAUAUAAUAAUUAGCAAAUCCUAGCCCUCUUAUAAUAGUUACAAAUAAAUUGUAAUUGUUAUAAUAUAUUUUUCAAUGAUUAAUUUUAAUAAUUUUAAGUCGCCGCGGUAAUACCAAAGCGAGUGGAAGAGAAACUGCAGAAGUGGCUAUGGAAGGAGUGGUUGAAGGGGAUGGAAUGGCCGAAGGCACCGAUAAUCUAAAUCUAAUAGCUUCUACAUCUAGUUCAAUUAGUACUAAUGCUCCUGAUAUGGCUACAUCAUCAUCCACUACUACUAAUACAAAUCCAUCUUCUUCUGGCACACAAGCUACUGGAGGUGGUAUAAACUGUAAUUAUAUUUAAACUAUUUAUUAUAAUUCUCAAUAUUAAAUUUAAAAAAAAAAUGUAAUAAUUUUCUUUUAGUACCUACUGCAUGGAGUAGUGGCACUGCGAGUCAUGACAGUGAAGAAGAAGGAGAAGUUGGACGUUUACAAGCAUUAUUAGAAUCUAGAGGAUUACCACCUCAUUUAUUUGGCGCGUUAGCCCCUCGUAUGCAUCAUUUAUUUAAUCGAUCUAUGGGUGCUGCUUCUACAAGUAUGAAUUGAUAAUAAAUUAAUACAUUUAUUUUUAUUAGAUAUUUUAUAUUUACUUAUAAAUACUUUAAUAUAAUACUGUUUUUGAUUUAUAGCAUCUAAAGCUCAACAAUUAUUACAAGGAAUGCAAGCUACAGGAGAUGAAGGGCAGCAACUUCAAGCAGUUAUUGAAAUGUGCCAAAUGUUAGUUAUGGGUAAUGAAGAUACAUUAACAGGAUUUCCUGUGAAACCUGUAGUCACUGCAUUGAUAGUUUUACUUUCAAUGGAACAUAAUUUUGAUAUGGUAAGUAAACAAGUAAGAGUUAAAUAUUUCUGUUAUUAGACAUUUUUAAAACAAUUUUUUUUUUUUUUUUUGGAGUGGGGUAACAGGUUAGAUUUUGAAUAAGAUUAAAAUUGAAUCUUUUAUUUUUCAUUUUUAAUUAGUUAAUCUUGAAAAAUUUCUUUAACUUUAUGUGAAAAAUUAGGUAUAUAUUAUUUAUUAUAGCAGUAUUUAAAAAUUAAUAAUAAAAACUUUGUAUAACUUAACUACAUUUUAGUAUAAGUAGCAUCAUAUAAUUAAUAUAUCUUAUAUUUAUUUUUUUAAUAACAAUAUUUUAUCAAGUAUGUGUGUUUUCAGUUGGUGCAAUAUUUAAAAAAAUAAUUGUAUAAUUUUAACUUUUAAUAAUUAUAACUAUAUUUAGAUGAAUCAUGCUUGUCGUGCCUUGACAUAUAUGAUGGAAGCACUACCACGUUCUUCAGCUGCUGUUUUAGAUGCUGUUCCGGCUAUGUUGGAUAAACUACAAGCAAUUCAAUGUAUGGAUGUAGCUGAGCAAUCCUUAUCUGCUUUAGAAAUGCUAUCAAGAAGACAUGGCCGUUCUAUAUUACAAUCUGUAAGUAUUUAAUAUAUAUAAUCAGCAAAGAGAUCCGAAGUAAAUAUAAUUAUUUUUCUAGUCUCUAUGAUUUAUUGAAUUCAAUUUUAAUAUUCAAAUUAAAACUAAAUAAAUGGUUAAAUUUAUCAUUUUUAUUAUUUUUGAUACUAACAAUUAAUCUUAUAAUAAAGACAUUAUAUUCAAUAUUUAUGGCAUUUUUUUAUUUUGUUUUUAGAGUGGUGUGGCUGCUUGUUUAACUUAUAUAGACUUUUUUAGUAUUAAUGCCCAACGAGCAGCUCUGGCUAUCACUGCAAAUUGUUGUCAAAACAUGAAUGCUGAUGAAUUUCACUAUGUUUCCAAGUCAUUAACAUUACUGUCAGGUCGUGUAACUCAACAGGUGUGUAAUAUUUAAUUAACAUACAGUAAAUUUUUCUAUUUAAUUUCAAUUUAAUUGAAUGAAUUAAUUUGGAUCAGGAUAAAAAAAGUGUAGAAAGCGUCUGCUUAGCAUUUAGUCGUCUUGUUGAGAAUUUUCAAUCUGAUUCAAAUAAAUUAAUAGAAAUUGCAAGUGAUGAACUUCUAACUAACCUUCAACAAUUGGUAAAUUAUUUAUGUUUAUAUUUAUAUAAUAAAUACAAUAGUUCGAUUUUUAUUCUACUUUAUUAUUUAGGUUGUAGCCUCACCUCCUGUUAUGAGUACAAGUACAUUUAUUAUGGUGUUGAGAAUGAUGUCUACUUUAUGUACAAACUGUCCAGAGUUGUCUCAAACUUUAUUAAAAAAUAACAUUGCUGAAACUCUUGGUUAUCUUCUUACUGGAUCUCCUUCUCCAGAACUUACACAGGUAUUGUUUUACAUACUUCCUUAUAACAUAAAAUAUUUGAUUACAAUUGUAUAUCAAGAAUAUGCAAAAACACAUGUCUAUCUUAUAAUUACCAUUUGUUGUAUUGUGUAAACAUAGUGCUAUACUUUGAAUUAUUACUCAACACAUGUAUAUAUUAUUACCAAAUACUAGUAUUUUCUGAUCAAAUUGUCAAAUUGGUAAUCAAUUUUUUUUUUUUAUAACUGGGACAAGGUCUAUUUGAAUAAAUAUUAAUUUAGAGUCCAAUGAACUGUUUAAAAAUCAAAAUGAUCAUAAUUUAUAUCUUAAGCCACAAGUUAUUAUUAUUUUUUAUUGAUUUUUCUUAAAAAAAAUUACUGACAGUUUAAAAUGAAUCUUUUAAAUGGCUUAUGUUUUUUUUAUUUUUAAUUAUUAAAAUAAAACAUUUUUUUCUUUUAUAAAUAUAUAAUUUGUAGUAUAGGUAAUGUUUUUUUUAAUAUUGGUAUUGCAAUAGUAAACUGAUUCACGAUAUUCUAAUUUUUCAUAAACAAAUAAAAUUAUAAUAACAAUAUUUACUUUAUUUAAUAAAUACUAAGUAUUAGAUAAACAAAAUAAAUUUAUUUAUGAUAGUUAGGGGGGCGCCAAAAACCAUAAGUAUCAUAUGUAUAUUGUAUACUGGACAUCAUAUUCAAGUUCUAUUAAAUGAUUUUUGAAGAGGUCAUCAUAAAUUGAAAACAAAAAUUACAAUUUGUAAAAGUUUGAAAACCACUGAUGUAGACCAGUGUUUAUUAACCUGGGAGUUGCCAAAAAUAUAAAAUAUUGGGUCUCCAUGUAUAAAAUAUAUAUUUAAGGACCGCUAGAAUAUUAAAUAUUCAUUUAUGGGUUCGCGACUGUAAAAAGGUUAAGAAACACUGAUCUAGACUAUUUAGUUUUGGGUAAUUCCAUUUAAUCAUAAAGAAAUAUGCUGGUAUGUAAAUUUAGGUAAAAAUUGUAUUGACAUUAAAGUUUAUAGUGAAAAAUCUUUGUAGACUCUUAUAUAAACUAGUACUAUUUGUUAUUAUUCAUUUUUUUUUUCCAUAGAUUGAAUUACUUCCAAGAAGUUCCCAAGAAUUAUAUGAAGUGACAUGUCUUAUUGGUGAACUUAUGCCUAAAUUGCCUUCAGAUGGAUUAUUUUCAGUUGACAGUCUUCUUGAUCGUAAUGGUGUUUAUGGUGCAAUUCCAGGAUCGGGGUCAUCUCAACAAACGGUUCAGUGGCAAUGGAGAGACGAUAGAUCUAUGUGGCAUUCUUAUACAUCAUUAGACUCAAGAAUAAUUGAAGUACAGUAAACUUUUUGUGUUUUAUUUUUGUAAUAUUAGUAAUUUUGGGAAAAAAAAAAAAUAUUUGUAUUCAAUAUUCUUGGAUAUUUAUUUUUAUAUAUCGAUGAUAACUAGUUGAAAACUAAUGUAUAUAUUCAGGUAGCACAUCAAGCUGGAGAAGACGAAGUUCUUUUAAGUCAUGCUCCUUAUACAAUUGAUCUUCAUUCUAUGAGACAAAUUAAUGAAGAUACAGGUACAACUCGGCCUAUCCAACGCAAAGUUUUGUCCAAUGCAUCAUCUUUGAAUAAUAAUCAACAAUCAGUAUCUACUACAGACAUAGAAACAGUUGUUGCAUCAUUUGGGUAAUAUAUAAUUUGUAUUUAAAAUUUGCAGAUUAGAAUAUAAGUAAUACUUAAGCAUUACUUAAUGCUAGAUAUGGUUAGGAAAAUAUAACAACUUACAUAUUGUGCUGUAUAGUAGGGAGUUUAAAAAUUGUAUAUUUAAAAUGCAUAGUUCAUGGAUUUUCUCGUGCAUAUUUUAUAUGAUCAUGUGCUGCUAUAAUUAUUGACUAUAAGUUAUUGUAAAUCUUUUUAUCUACUUUUCAGUUCAAUAAAAAGCCAACUAGAUUUUCACCAUAUUUUAAUCAAUUUUACAUAAUCAAUUUGCUAUUUUACAUUUUACAUUUUUUUUUUUUUUUUUUACUCAUAACUUCCAAGGUUUGAAGAUGUUCACAUUAUACAAUAAUAAUAUGUUUAUUUUUUUUACUGUAUUUAUAAAUAUUUGUUAUUUAUUUUAUUUUAGUGAAAAUGAAUUGGCUGGAGCAUUUGUACGUUUACUUUUCAGUAUAUUAUAUGAAGUUUAUAACAGUUCAGCUGGUCCUUUAGUCAGAUAUAAAUGUCUACGUGCAUUAUUGCGCAUGGUUUAUUAUUCUCCAGCAGAAUUACUUUUGGUAAUUACAUAUUUAAAUUUAUUGAAUAAUAAUCAAUAUUCAUUGAAAAAUAUUUUUAAAAAGAUUCCUGUUAUGUAUAUUAAUUGUAGUACAAUUAUUAAAUAAUACUGAGUGUUACAGGUAGUAUAAAGUGAUAAUUUACAAUUCUAAAUAAUUUAAAUUGUAUAACAGUUUACUUAAGUUUUAAAUUUUCAAAGAAAACUUUUAUUCACUUUUAACUCUGUAAGGGUUUAAAUAUAUAGUUUAUUCUAAUUUAAUUUUUAAAUGUAUAUAUCUAAUAAUAUUAAUUAAAUUAAUACAUAUAAGUAAAAUAGAAGAGUUUUUGUCUCAUCUAAUUUUAUAGAAUUAGCUUAACAGAUUUAGAUAGUAUUUUCAAACAGGUAGAGGUUUUUGUAAAGAGUAAUCUAAAUUGCUUUUUACCUCAGAAAUAUUAGUUUCCUGCAUAAAAAUGAGAAAACUUAAAAUUAGUGAUUAACUUAACCUUGACAAAAAAUGUAUACCUAAUUCAAGGUGAAUUUAUAGGUAUGUGAUUAUUUGACAAAUAGUAAAUACACCAUAGGUAAUACUUUAAUUAUUAUAAAUAAUCAAUAGUAUCAAUUAUCCUUACAGAAAUCUGAAAAAUAAAAUAUCAGUUGUGGAUCUAAAGAAAUAAAAUAUCAGAUUAGAAUUUUACUUUUAAAAAUAGUUUGGUAGGAGUGUACUUUUUUGUGUAUGAAAGUACUUUUAAUUGCAUUUAACUGAGCAUGUUUAUUAUAUUAUAAAGGUUAACUGAGUUGAGGGUGAUACAUGUUUAACUAAAUUUCUUAAAUUGAUUUUUAUUUUGAAAACAUUUUUAUUUAUUCUAGUAAUUAAAUUAUCACUAAUAGUUUCAGUAGAACCAUGUGAAUUUCUUCCCUAAAGUAAAUGGGAUAUUAAUAAAAUAAAGCAUUGAGUAAAGGUGAAUGUUGGAAGAAAAUGGAGUGUUGGAGUAGAUACCUGAACAUUUGAGACAUUUGGUACAGUCAACAUUAAUUAUCUUUCAUAGGAGUAUACAACUAUAGUGAUCCAUAUGAAAUAAAAUCAAAACAAAUAAGGACACAAGGAAAUUAUUUUUAUUUUUGGUUAACUAUAAGUGCCCCUCUUAUUUUCUGAUCAUAUAAAGUAUUCAAUGGAUUUUAAUAAGUUUAAUUUCACUAAUUGAUUGUCUCAAUUUAUAAGAAAUUCUUAAUUUAAAUUACAUCUACAAUAGAAUUAAUUAAAUUUAUCAGUUUUUUUUUUUCAGUCAUUUUCUGUUUUCUCAAUAAUUACAAAAACUACCCAAUUAAAACAAUGAAAUAUAGGUAAUAUUGCAGCACGCCGAAACCUAUAAAUUUUUUUUUUCGGGUUUUUCCUACAUUUUUUUGAUAAUCCAUUGGAUAAUAAAAAAAUAAUCUCUACUGCACCAACUAGACAAGAUUUUAAGAUUGCAAGUUAUUUAGAGACGAUAAAAUGGACAUCAUAGUAAAACCAAUUGAUCCCUUCUAUACUCAACUCAAGAAAGUCGGAAUUUUUUUUGAAAUUUAAAUUUGUAUUAUGAAAACCAUAUAAAUUACAGUAUUUUAUGUGCUGUUUACUAAAUUAUGUGAAUAUUAUAAUUUUGUUAACCAAGAAAAAUGUUCACUCAAAAUUGUUUUUCGUAAUUAAUGAUUUAUUGUUAAGUUCCAAUAUAAAUUAUAUUUUCUUAAUGCAAAGCUUUCCAAUUACAAAAAUGGCACACUUUUAGUUUGAUUGAAGUUAGUCAGAUUUUUUUCAAAAUCAAAGUAACAAUGUGAUUUUAUUUUUAAGUUUUAUUAAAUAUGAGAAUAUUCGUAGUUCUGUAAUUAUUUUAUAAAAUAUGAAUAGUAUUCAUUGACUUUUUUAAACACAGUUUUAACAUUUAAAAAAAAAAACUUCUAGUCUGAGAUUCAAAUCUGGUCUAUUCUGCUUUUUUUAAUGUUAUUGGAUUUUUAAAAAUGUUUAAUAUAAUGUGUACAAUUUAACUGUUAAACAAAAAUAUACCAUGUUAUUAUUAUAUAUUCUUUUAGAAAGUAGUAACACAAAAACAAAUGGUUGCUAGUCAUAUAGCUGGUAUGAUGGCCUCACAAGAUCUUCGUAUUGUUGUUGGUGCUAUGCAAAUGGCCGAAAUUUUGAUGCAAAAAUUACCCCAAGUUUUUGAAACUCAUUUUAUACGUGAGGGUGUUAUGCACCAAGUUAAACAUUUAGCUGAAGCUGAUAUUCAAACACCUGUAAAGUCUUCUCCUUCUACAUCAAAUGCUGGAGUUGAAGGAUUACCUGGGCCAUCUAGGAAUACUCCAAAUGGUUACUUUUUUACAUUUUUAAAAGUCCAACUUUUCAUGAUUUAUACAUUUAAUUAAAUUAUUUUUAAUAUAUUUUUAGAUAAUGCACUUAAUCAAUGUCUUAUACCAACUGAAAAUGGAAAUAAUGAAAUUCAAUCAACAAUUAGUGGUCCUGAUGUUGAAUUAGGGCCAUUGCCUGAUGCUAGUGUUUUAACUCAAGUUGCUCAACGUUGUUCAGCAAAGUAAUUAGAUAUUUCUAAAGAUAUUAGCCCUCUACAUAAAAUUGUGAGGACUGAAAUAAUACUAACACACAGGACAAAUUAAAUUCUUUAUUCACUUUUUACAAAUUAUUAAAAGUUUACCUUUUAGUUCUUCUUUAAUAAUUGCAUUUUUUAACUAAAGUCUUAAUUAUAUGGAAUGAUAUUAUUGCUAUGAUUUUUUUAGUCGUAUGUCUGAAGUAUUUAAACGAAAUAAAAAACACAACAAAAGACAAUCUGCUAGUGCUGCUCGAAAAAAGGGUAAUCAAGAUAUUGAGAUUAGCGAAGUGCAAACUGUGGCUGGAACUAGUAACAGUAGUAAUACUAUUACACCAAACCCUGCUCAAACAUUAACAUUACAUGAGUAUUUCAUAUCAAAAGGUAUAUUUUUAUCAUAUUCAAAAUAUAUUUACUAAAAUUAGUUUAAUUAAAUUAAAGUAUUCAAUUUUUGUAUGUUAAAAAAAUUAACAAAUUUAUAAAGAAUUGUCAUAGAAUGUAAUAGUAAAACAAUUGUACAUUUUUUAUUUAAAACUGAUGAAUCAACUAAAAUUUAAAUGUGAAUCAAACUGUGUUCUGCAUUCUUUGCAACCAAAUCAAACUCAACAAAUAGUUCAAAAAUCUGAUGAAAUUUGUAUUUUUUAACUUCAAGUAUUUUAUUAUUCAUUAGUACUGAAAAUAAAAUGACUACUGAUAACUGAAUUGUAAACAAUUGGUGGAUAACCCCCCCAACAUUUAUUUUUUAUGGACAAAUACCAUUUCAUAUUUUAUUAUAUGGGGUGAUCAAUCUAUUAUAAGACACUCAUUAUAUCCCUAAGUAUUAACUUUUUCCAGAACAUUUAAGAAACAAACUGCUCUACAAUUUUAUGUUUACAUUAUUUUUUGUCAACCUCAUUUUUGGGUGUAAAAUCACUACCUACUUUUGAUUUUACCCCCAAAAAUAACAUAAUUGUAGAGCUGCGUAAUUCUUAUAUUUUAUAAAAUAAAUUCUAAAAAAAUUUAAUACUUCCCGAAAUAUUGAGUUUCUUACGAUAGAUUGAUCACCCUGUAUAUAGGUAUAUGUAAUAUAUAACUGUCCUAAUAUUUUAGUUCAAGAUUGGUAUGAAUAUAAAAAGUUCGGUUACAAAAUAUUUAGUUUAACCCAUCUAUCUCUACCAAAAUAAGUUUUCUACCGCUCAUGAUAAUUGAAUUUUGAAAGUUGAUUUUGAUUUAUAAAGGUUCUCAACCAUAUAUAAUAUUUGAAUAAUAAAUAUAUUGUCUGUUAAGUCAGUUCAUUAGAAUGCACUCUAUAAUUAUUUUUUAAUUUUAGGUGGAAAUACUGCUUCGCGAGCUGUUGGUGUUAAUUCAUCAUCAAGAACAAGGUUUUCCAAUUCAAAUUUUAAAACUACAGGGUUUCUAGCAUCAUUAAAUCCAGCACGUCUUUUAAGAAGUACAGAAAGGGCAUAUGCUAAAGUAAUAAUACUAUUAAUAAUAUCUGAAUGAUUAUUCUUAAAUUAAUUUAAUAUACAUAUUAAUUAAGGAAUUGAGCAAAAGUUUAGUUGGUAAUACAUCAACUUCUACAAAUACUGCAUCAAAUUUAAGUGCAGUUAAUAAAGAGAAGGCUAAAUUUUGGGUAAAAGAAAGAGCAACCUACUUUUUGAAUGCCUAUGAUAAAAGUAUAAAAGAGGAAGAAAUGAGCAGUGAAAAUGAACAAUCUGAAAGCAUUUUAACACGCCUUACAAAAGCUAUUAGUAAAAUGCAGAAUGAGGUAAAAUUUGAAAAUAUAUUAUUGUGCUUAAUAUUAAUAUCAUUUUUGUUUUAUGAAAUAGGAAAAUGAAGAUAUUAAUGCUCUGUUAGAACUUAGAGAAAUUGUACUUACCUCAGAUAUAUCACCUUUUGAAGUCAAUCAUAGUGGAUUAAUUAGAUCACUGAGUGUAUAUUUAACUGAAAUGACAUUAGGAUUGGAUCAUAGAAAUUGUCGAUUGCGAAAGUUUUUGCAUGUUUUUGCUGGAUAUCCUGUAAGUAUAGCUAAUACAAAUGUAAACAAUUGUAUUAUUGAUAUAAUUAGUUUAUUCCUAUUUAAUAAUUUGAUGUUUAAAACUGACUAAGUACUGUGUAUUAGAAAAUAUCCUGUGAAAAACCCAACCAAGUACUAAGUAUUGAAAAAGUGGCGGGCUAGAUCUAAAUGAGUACCUGCAACAACUCUAAUAUAAAUUACACAUUUAUGUACAUAUCUUGACUAAUAAUAACUCAUAAAAACUACUGAAGGCUGAAAGGAUACUCAUUAAAUGGGUAUAACAUGGCUUUUGGUGACUUCGUUCAUAGUUUUUAAAAUAUAACUUAUGAAUGGUAGCUUUUUUCUCCCUAUAAAAUUAAAAUUUGAAUUAUUAUCUCUGUCGAAUAUAGAAAAAUGUUGUCACUUCCAAAUACAAUAUUGUGUAUUUAAACUUAACAUUUUUCAUAAGAGCAUCUACUACAAUUAAUUCUAAGAUACAUAUAAUACAAUUGAAACAUUUACAGUACAACAUUAUUAUCUAAUUUAACAUUUUGUGAUUCUUAAAUUAAAGGUAGAAUGGAAAUUUAAGAGUAGAUUAAUUUGUAUAUGUUUACCUAUUUCAAAAAUUAUAAUGUUACUUUAUUUAUAUUUAUAGAUUUUUUUUAAAAAUAUGGAUGGUAACGAUAAAAAUAAUGUUAUAUUUGUCAAUUAUUUGAAAAACCUUAUUUUUGUUUUAGCUUGAUUGUUUUGAACCAUUUACCACAAACAUUGAAAACAACCAAUUAGCUCGGCCAUUUUCAGCAUUAAUCGGAAAAUUAGGAAGUUGUGUUUCGCAAUUAGAACAAUUUCCAGUAAAAGUACAUGAUUUGUCAACCGGUGCUGGAAAUAGUGCUUUAAAGUUUUUCAAUACACAUCAGCUUAAAGUAAAUUUUGUGUUGUUUUUUUUGCAUUUAAAAUCUUUUAUUAAAUUUAUAUCUUUUUCAGUGCCUUUUACAACGACAUCCAGAUUGUAAUAAUUUGAAACAGUGGAAAAGUGGAACUGUUAAAAUUGAUCCAUUAGCUCUAGUACAAGCAAUUGAAAGAUAUUUAGUAGUUCGAGGUUUUGCUCAUAUUAGAGAAAAUAAUCAAUCUAAAUCAGAUGAUGAUAAUUCUGAUGAUGAUAUAGAUGACACUUUGGUAAGUAUUAAACCUUUUUUUUUUUUUGAAAAUAAAUACAAUUAUGCUAUUUAUUAUAUAUUCAUAGAUAUAUUUUUUUCCCAAGUUAGGUUGAAUUCUAUGUGACAGAAGGGUAUUUUUAAAUUUAAACACCCCUAAUAAAGUCUAAAGGAUGCAUAUAUACAAUAUGCAAAAGUGUAUCAUGAAUAUUUCUUUUGGGGUUUCAACUUAAAACCUUUUUACAAUUUUAGAUCCUAAUUAAAGUGAGGAGUGUAUUUGUUUUACAGAGAGAUGUUUAUUAUUUUUAUAUUCAAACAACCUAUAAAUUCUAUCAAGCCAUUGGAGAUAUACUCCACUUUUAAAUAUGAGUUGAAGGAGAGUACUAGUGCAUUAUUAACACUGCACUCCAUAUCGUCACACAAAUGAUAACACUCCACUACUCUCCAACCCAACCUAAAAGUGGAAUAUCUGGCCCAAAAAAAAGAUUGCCACUUAAAAAUUAAAAAUAGGUAGUAGUUUCACCUACAAAAAUAAGGGUGCCUACCUAUAAAGCAGCUUGUUUCUGAAAUGUUCUAGAAAACAAAUUCCAGAAAAAGUUAAUACUAUCCGAAGUAAUAAAUGUGUACCCACUAAAAUGGAUCACCUGGUAUUGUUGACAAAGCAACUCCAUUCAGAAUUAUUUUUUCUUUUAGCAAUAGUUUAUUGUUACUCAGAUAUAUAUUAAAUUUACCCUCUUUUACCUUCUCAACAUUUCACCUACAAUAGUAUGCACCCACGUGCAAAAUUCCCAGCUUUUUUUAUUCCACUUUUUAUUUUAGGGGGAGUUAUGAAAUACUAUAUAAAUGUCUUGUACCGUUUUACCAUAUAAAUGAUAAUCCACUUCUCUCCCCUUACCUAAACUUUAAAGUGUAAUAUCUCAUUAAUGUGAUCAUAGAAUCCAAAAUUUGAACACCAAAAUAUUUUUAAAUUAAUACUCCAUUUAUUAUUUUAGAAUAUUCAAUUUAUAUUGUCAUUGAAAAAUCUAAAUUGAAUUUGUUUUGUCAUAAAUAAUAGUGGUAUAACAUUUUGAAGCAGCUUGUCUCUUAAAUUGUUGGUUCUUAAUUUUUUUUGAAAUAAGGAGUGUUUUUUCACGUUAAAUGAAUUGUCCUAUAUAUAUCUUAACAUUAUUUGUAACUACCAUCAAUAUUGGGUAGAUAGGAGAAAUUUGACAAGCAAUGGACUCCUGUGUUUGUCCUAAGGGUAGCUUUUUCGUAGUAUAACCAAAAUAUAUGCUGCAAAUAGUGUACAUUUAUUUAUUCAUUAAAAUUUAAAACUUUUUUCCCUAUAAAAACAAAUAAUUGUGUCGAUUUAUAAAUUCAAAAUUAUUUAAAACAUUAAAAACUUUGUUUAUUUAAAGAUCUAAAGGUCUCUUUACUUUUCUUUUUUUUUAAUUGUAGGCUGCAGUUGUAAUUGGACAAGGAUCAGCUAGACAUAAACUGCAAUUUCUCAUAGGAAAUCAUGUACUUCCUUAUAAUAUGACUGUUUACCAAGCUGUGCGUCAAUUUUCCACAAGUAGUGACAUGGAAACUGACAAUGAAUCUGAAUUACCUUUGGGAUCUGCUGGAAUUUGGGUGCAAACACAUACUAUUUAUUACAGGUAUAAUGCAAUUUUUUUUGUUCUGGAAAUAUAUACUUUUAUUUUAUUGUCUUACUUAUAAAAUACAUUUUUUUUUAUACCAAGACCCCUGCCAGAAGACACAGAAGUGCAUUCGCCUAAACCUACUACUAGUAAUUCUGGUAAAAAGGGUAGACCAGGAACUCAUAAAAGUGCUUCUAAAAGAGUAAAAGACGAAUUAUGGUUAGGUAAGUCAAUAUUUUAAAAUUAUAAUCAUUCAUAUUAAUAUGUUAAUAUUUAUUAUGAAUACAUACAAAUUAACAAUUAUGAUUUUUUCAGAAGGAACUGUGUCUCCUUUAAAAUCUUUACUUGAACCAUAUCUUCAGUUAUCAUUGCCUGAUUAUGUUCAAAUUCAAGAUCCUUCAUUACCUGUACUCAAUCUUUUACGGGUUUUAAAUGCCAUUAAUAGGUAUUGGACGUCACUUUAUGCAACACAGCUUCAUAACAACUCUAUUAUACCAUUUAAUGUACGUAAAAAAAAGAUAAAUAAUGAUAAUACCAAAAAAAAUAAAAUGUUGCAAAAUAUAUAUAUAUAUAUAUAUAUAUUUUUAGGAAUUUAUUAAUGCGAAAAUAUCGGCAAAAGCAAAUAGACAGCUUCAAGACCCAUUAGUAAUUAUGACAGGAAAUUUACCUGGUUGGCUUCAACAAGUAGCAUCAGCAUGGUACAUUUAGAAAUUUGAAUUUUAAAAAUAAAGUUUAUUUCAUUUACCUUUUUUUUUUUCUAGCGCAUUUUUGUUGCCUUUUGAAACUCGACAACUAUUAUUUUAUGCAACUGUAUUUGACAGAGAUCGUGCUUUACAACGUUUAUUAGACUCAAGUUCAGAACUCCAAGGUACUGGAAAUAAUACCAGUGGUGAUAUGCAUGAACGUGUAGCACCUCGUUUAGAUAGGCGUAAACGGUCAGUAACUAGAUCUAACAUACUUUCUCAAGCUGAAGCGGUGAUAUCUGAAAAUGCAAGUUCACGAGCGUUGCUAGAGAUACAAUAUGAAGAUGAAGUAAUUAUAAAUGAAUUUGGUACAUUUGAAUAAAUUAUAAAUAAAUUUUAUGUUUUUAGGUGGGAACUGGUUUAGGACCAACUUUAGAAUUUUAUGCAUUGGUUUCAAAAGAGUUACAAAAAGCUGAUUUAGAAUUAUGGAACAAUCCUUCAAAGUCUGAAUCAGACAUUUAUGUCCAUUCACCUGAAGGACUUUAUCCCAUUCCAUUAUCUCGAUCUUCUAAAUUUACACAUUUAGUUAAAAUGAAAUCAAAAUUUAAAUUCUUAGGAAAGUUUAUGGCUAAGGCUAUUAUGGACUCAAGACUAGUAAGCUAAUAUUAAUUUAUUUGGUGUAAAAUUAUUAUUUAUUAUUUUUGUGUUUUUAGUUGGAUUUACCUUUAAGUAUUACCAUGUAUCGUUGGUUAAUGGGGCACGAAAACUAUCUCUCUCUCAGUGAUCUUUCAUAUAUAGUUCCUGAUUUAUAUAAAACAUUGUUAAAACUUCAUCAAUUAGUACUUGAAAAAAGAGUAAUUCUUAUUGAUAAUUUGCUUAAUGAUGAACAAAAAACUGAGAAGGUAGAUUAUAAAAUAAUUAUUAUUUAUAACAUUAUUAAAACAUGAUUUAACUUGUUAUUUUAGAUUAACAAACUUAAUUUAGAUGGUUGUUCUGUAGAAGAAUUAGGACUGAAUUUCACAUUGCCAGGACACCCCACUGUAGAAUUGUAUAAGAAUGGUCAAAAUAUAGAUGUUACAAUACAUAAUUUGGAAAAAUAUAUACAAGUAUAUUUUUAAACAUUCAUAAAUGAUCUUUUUUUUCUGAGAUCACAAUAUACCUAGUUAUUUAAAUUAUUUUAGCUUAUUUGCCAUUGGUAUUUGCGAGAAGGUGUUUCAAAACAGAUGGAAAGUCUCAGAGAAGGAUUUGAAAGUGUAUUUUCUCUUAAACGCCUUGGACAAUUAUUUUAUCCUGAAGAACUAGAAGCAAUAUUUUGUGGGCAUACAAAUACAACUAAAAAUUGGGAUGUACGUAUGUUGUCUGAAGCAUGCCGUUUAGAUCAUGGAUAUACAGCCAAUUCUAGAGCUAUUGCUUUUCUAUUCAAAAUAUUAUCAGAGUAUGAUCAUCAACAACAAAGGGACUUUUUAAGAUUUGUCACUGGAGCACCUCGUCUUCCUGUUGGUGGUAAAUAUUUUUUUUAAUUAUAUACUUAGCUGUUAUGAAAUGUUUAUUCUUAAUUUUCAGAAUCAAUUUUAUUUACUAAUAAUAAUAUACUGUAUUAUUAACAAAUUAUUAAAUUUGAAAUAUUAUAUUUUUUUUUUUAUUUUAUUCACUUUGUUUGAAUUUCAAAUAUUUUGUUCAUAAUAUUUUGUUACCUUAUUAUAUUUAAUAUUUAGAGCAAAUUUUUCCCUUAUCCUUAAAUUUUGAAGUAGACAAUCUUGGUCCUUAACCUUUAUCUGACUUAGCCUUCCAUAUUUUUAAUAUUAUCAUCUAAAAUUGUUCUUUCACAGUUAUUAUAAAUUAUGAACACAAAAUAUGUUUAAAUUAUUUUUCAGGAUUCAAAUCACUUUCACCAUCAUUAACUAUUGUGCGAAGAAUAUUUGAAGAGAAUGACAAUCCAGAUGAUUAUUUACCAUCUGUCAUGACAUGUGUUAACUACCUCAAACUACCAGAUUAUUCCAACAUCGAUAUAAUGAGAAAAAAGUUACAAAUGGCUGCAUCUGAAGGACAACAUUCCUUCCACCUUUCAUAA
Molecule: messenger RNA, 18941 nt
Organism: Cinara cedri
Lineage: Eukaryota; Metazoa; Arthropoda; Insecta; Hemiptera; Aphididae
Source: the annotation of a GenBank genome assembly